Messenger RNA from Aspergillus clavatus NRRL 1, 1320 nucleotides. RefSeq names its product actin-related protein 3. Bases 1 to 1320 code for a protein of 439 amino acids. The record is from RefSeq and is a predicted model, not a curated record. Gene Ontology annotation, molecular function: actin filament binding. Gene Ontology annotation, biological process: Arp2/3 complex-mediated actin nucleation. The transcript is spliced from 4 exons. NCBI's taxonomy places the organism in Eukaryota, Fungi, Ascomycota, Eurotiomycetes, Eurotiales, Aspergillaceae. Gene Ontology annotation, cellular component: actin cortical patch; Arp2/3 protein complex.
AUGGCGUCCCAAACCCCGGCCGUUGUCAUGGACAACGGUACCGGAUACUCGAAGCUUGGAUUCGCCGGGAACGACUCUCCCUCCUUCGUCUUUCCUACUGCAAUUGCCAGCAAGGGCGGUGCCGGAAGUGCUGGAGGUCCAUCGAGUGGCCGACCCCCAGUUGCCAACAAGCCGUCGUUUCUUGCCGGAGGCGCUGGGUCAAGUUCCAACUUGUCUGCAAAGCGCGGGACCGAGGACCUUGAUUUCUUUAUUGGCGAUGAGGCUCUGGCCGCGGCCAGUGGGCCUGGGUACGGUAUAAAUUAUCCGAUCAGACAUGGACAGAUUGAAAACUGGGAUGCUAUGGAACGCUUUUGGUCCAAUUCGAUCUUCAAAUACCUGCGCGUCGAGCCCGAAGAUCACUACUUUCUGCUCACUGAACCGCCUCUGAACCCUCCGGAAAACCGUGAGAAUACUGCGGAGAUUAUGUUCGAGUCCUUCAAUUGUGCCGGUCUUUACAUUGCUGUCCAGGCCGUGCUUGCGCUUGCAGCCUCGUGGACAUCCUCCAAAGUUACAGAUCGGUCUCUCACAGGAACAGUCGUCGAUUCUGGUGACGGUGUCACCCAUGUCAUUCCCGUCGCCGAAGGCUACGUCAUCGGAUCUUCCAUUAAGAGUAUUCCCAUCGCCGGUCGAGACAUCACCUAUUUCGUACAGAGUUUGCUGCGUGACCGAGGCGAGCCGGACAGCAGCCUGAAGACAGCGGAACGGGUCAAGGAGGAGUACUGCUACGUUUGUCCCGACAUUGUCAAGGAGUUUGCCCGUUAUGACCGCGAGCCCGACCGGUUCCUGAAGCAUACCGUAACUUCCCCGAACGGCCGCAGCGUGAGCAUCGACGUUGGAUACGAGCGCUUCCUCGCCCCGGAGAUCUUCUUCAACCCCGAAAUCUACUCUUCUGACUUCCUGACUCCCUUGCCGGUUGUCGUCGACGGUGUCAUCCAGUCCUCCCCCAUCGACGUCCGGAGAGGUCUCUACAAGAACAUUGUUUUGUCCGGUGGAUCAACCCUCUACAAAGACUUUGGCCGUCGUCUACAGCGCGAUAUUCGACACCUGGUAGACGCCCGCAUUCGCGCCUCGGAAGCCCGUAGCGGCGGUGCAAAGAGUGGUGGUCUGGAUGUGGCUGUGGUGACGCACAAGAGACAGAGACACGGCCCGUGGUUCGGAGGCAGUCUGCUGGGACAGACACCAGAGUUCCGAAGCUACUGCCAUACCAAGGCGGAGUACGAUGAGAUUGGUCCCAGCAUUGUCCGCAGGUUCGCCCUGCUCGGUGGUCCGGGAAGUACGUAA